This is a messenger RNA of Peniophora sp. CBMAI 1063, 1380 nucleotides long. The record is from the annotation of a GenBank genome assembly. NCBI's taxonomy places the organism in Eukaryota, Fungi, Basidiomycota, Agaricomycetes, Russulales, Peniophoraceae.
AUGUCUGAGUACUCGUACUCUUCUCGCGAUUCGUCGCGCUCGCGUUCCAAGGCGCACCACCACGGUGGCGGGCCAGCGCACAGUCCCGGCGGCGCCCCGUUCUACGCGUCUGGAGGUUACGCGGCAAGCACGACCAGCUUCAACAGCGUGCAGCAGCAAGGUGUCGGCGGCGCGCCGUACACGACGACGUCGCCGCAUGUUACUCCCUCGGCCGUUCCUUCUCCUCGCAUCGAUACCAACGUACAACAACACAACCCGUACCCAACCACCCACAUCCAGCGCGACAGCACAACCUCCUUCGGGUCAUCCAUCGACGGCCGCUCGACCUACUCUUCCUCGCCCACCUCGUACAGCCCCUCGCCGCACACGCCUUACAACUCCUCUCCGCUCAACCCAAACCGCGCGCCACCCAUGGUCCGCGCUAACACGGAUGUUCCCGGUAUGAGGCGCCAGGAAGACGGUUCGUACUACGUGGACCGCUCGGACGACGACGAGCGCAGUCAGCGCCGUGCGCGCAGGAAGGAAGAGAAGCCCCGUCGCUCUAGGAGUCACUCGGACGUGCGCUCUGCCUACAGCAACAGCGACGCCGGCUCGACCUACAGUGCGCACAUCCCGCCCGUGCCCGCUGUUCCCGCGCAAUAUGUCUCCGGCUCGCAUGCCUCCAUCAGCUCUUCGAACUUCGGUGAGCCUGAGACGCCGCGCGCGCAGGCGUUCAGCGCUCUGGAGGGGCGUAACCCGCAUGCGUCGAGUCAUCAUAAGAAGUCUACGAGGGCUGGGUCUAGAAAGGAGAGGGAUGGCGAUGGCGAGUCGCGCUACGGCGGUGGCUCGGACGCCGGGUCGCUUAGGAGCCACAAGUCGUCUGGGUCGAAGCGCGCGAAGUCCGUCGCGAGCUCGACGCGGAGCCGCGCGCCGCCUUCGAUUGCCGGGUCGCACCAUGCGCCGUCGGUUGCGGGGUCGCAGUAUGCGGCUUCGCAGUACGCGCUGCAGCCAUACGUGGCCCCCGUGCAGCAUUUGACGGCGGGGCAGACGCCGGUACCGCCGCCGCCGCCACCGGGGUCGAACUACUCUUACGGCCAGUUAUCUCCGAGUGUGCAUCAUGCCCAGCUUGCGGCCGCUCAGCAGCAGUUCUCACAAGCCCAGCAAGCUGCCAACGCUGCGAGUUCUGCUUAUCACCUGGCUUAUACCCACCAGGUAGGGGUCUCGCAGACCCCAGGGUCAAACACGACCAACGUCGGAACGAACGUCAACUACUUCAUCAACGCCAACUCUCCCGAGGAUGCGAUUAAGAUUGGCAAGGAGCUUAGGAAGUUGGAUAAGCAGGAGUCGAAGAGCGCUGCGUCGCUCUUCAAGAACGUGCUCCUCAAGACUUUCGACAAGUAG